Molecule: messenger RNA, 1391 nt
Organism: Paramacrobiotus metropolitanus
Lineage: Eukaryota; Metazoa; Tardigrada; Eutardigrada; Parachela; Macrobiotidae
Exons: 4
Coding region: 15-1391 (458 amino acids)
Source: RefSeq, a predicted model, not a curated record
UCAUCAUCAAGGAAAUGCAUUUUAAGUCAGCUCAAACUACUGCUUCGAUUUUCCAUUUCCAGGAGACUGUGUUGAAAGUCACUGGUUUUAUGCCAAUGGACAGCAACUGCUCAGUGGUCAAGAAAAUUGCCGCAUCUGCCUUUCAUUGCAUUGGUGUAUCCAUCUUACUGGGCACACUGUUUUCCGUGACCUUGUACAUUGCGACUGUGUUUUGGGGUCUCUUUGGGCCGGGCGCCGUGGCCAGCACCAUUGGCAACCCGCUAAUUGAAUGGCUCACGUAUAUUCCUUAUUGUUUUACAAAUUUGCGCGGCUUCAUCGUGUGUUCUUUGUUCUGGUUCCAUGGAAAACACUGGAGUCACAUAAAGCACCGCGCCGACGAAUUGAUCCAUGCCACGUUUGCUGGCCCUCAUAAACGGGCGGUGCUGGUCAGGAAAUGGAAAAACACUGCGGUAGUAGUCGGUUUCAUCAGUAUCCUGUUAGUCUGCAUGUGGGAGACCAACAGUUGGAUCCACUAUCAAGAUCAAGAUCCACAGCGGUACAAUCUGCAAUUCAACGACGCGGUCGCGCCGCUUCCAAUGAAAAUGACCGUGUGGCAGUAUGUGAUCACGUGGACACUGUGGUCCACGCUGCCGUUCUGUCUGUCGCAGCAAAUCUUCAUCACCGUCAUCAUGCUGGCCUGGAUACUGAAUGGCUGCAUUAACAAACUCAACGCGGCUAUUCUGGAAGAGCGAGCGUAUUUUCGCGGUGUCGUCAGCAGUCAUUCGGAUCAGCUAUGGUCAGAUAGUAAAGCGUUGUUGGUAUUGGCUGAAAAGAUGCACGUGCGGAUAACCGCCUUGCGACAUCGCCGACUAAAAAUGGUGACAUUUUGCGAGGAAGUCACUAAAACGUACGGACUCAUUUUAUUUGCGAUAUAUGGUUUGGACGUCUUCACGGUGUGCGGUUUUGUGGCGGCUAUUGUAGCCGACACGGAAAAGUUUCUGACCGCAUACACGCUGAAUUUUCUGAGCUUGGCCUUGUAUGGAAUGUAUGCGACUGUUUUCAUGGUGCCCAUGGUACUUGUAUACGAAAAGGGCUCAUAUACCACUUUAAAUCUCUACCGGCUCAUGGAUGCCACUUCGCCGCUGAUCGAACGUCCCGAGGGACAACAGUUGCGUCUGGCCAUGAAAACCUUUCUCGGUAUAAGUAAAGACCAAAUCCUCAUAUUUCAUGGAGCCGAGCUGUUGCAUAUCACGCGCAACUUAAUAGCAGCGACAAUAACCUUUCUGUUCUCCUGUGUGGUCAUUAUGCAUGAGCUCCUCCUCCAUAGUAAAGCGGCUGCCGCAUGCAACCAUCAAAAUGCUCAAAAUACAUUAACAGUCGUUGCUGCAAAUGUUACUACUAUUUGUCAUUAG